AUGACCGAGACAGUCGAGCGCCGCGAGGCGUCCGAGGCCAGCGACCUGUACGAAGUCCUAGGGGUCCGCCGCGACGCCACCGAGGUCCAGAUCAAGAGGGCGUACAAGUCGCUGGCGACGAAGCACCACCCCGACAAGGGCGGAGAUGCCGCGGCCUUCGCGGCCAUCACGCAGGCGUUCAACGUGCUGUCGGACAAAGCCCGCCGCGCGCGGUACGACGACACUGGAGCCUUCACGAAGACCGCGGGCGAGGACUUCCUGGAGGGCUUCGCGGGGGGCGCGUACCUCGACCGCGGGCGCAGCGCCGAGGUCGACGCCGCGCUCCCGGCGCAGGAGGCGUUCGCCAGCGCGGUGAUCCAUCGUCCCGAGGAGCCCGCGUCGCACUCGGCCGGCUUCGAGGCGUGGAUGCGCGCGCGCGGCGAGGCCGGGCAGCAGGUGUACACGGCCGACACGAUCGCCGACAUGUUCGGCGUCGCGAAGUGCUCGUACGAGCACGUGGCGAUCCCACCCAUCAAAGCCUACGUGGUGAACUGCACCCGGCCGGGAGCUCGCGAUCCAUCGGGGUCCCUGAAGCUCACUUCGGAGGCGCGCCCGGCGUCCCUCGAGUGGGGCCAGGUCCUCGUGGCGGUCCGGCGGGCGGCCAUCUCCCCCGGCGACUUGUACACCAUUGGCACGGGCGGCGUGUACGGCGACGAGGCCCGCGCCUCGCCGCCCUUCGUCUGCGGGCACGACGGCGUGGCGGUCGUCGCGAAGGUCGGCCCGGGCGUCCGCACGCUCGCGGAGGGCGACUGGGUGCUGCCGGCAAAGGCCUUCCUGGGCACGUGGCGCUCCCUCGCCGUGUGGAACGAGAAGGACACGCUGAAGAUACCCCGGGACCUGCUGCCCCUCGAGUACGCAUGCGUCCUGCGCGAGAUGUGCACCGCGUACCGCCUCCUCGAGGACGCGCGGGGGCUGCAGCCGGGCGACGCGGUGAUCCUGAACGCGGCGAACAGCACGGUCGGGCAGGUCCUGCUGCAGAUGUGCGCGAUGCUGCGCCUGCGCGCGAUCGCGGUGGUGCGGCCGCGCCGGGAGGGCGACGAGGGGCGAGAGAUGGCCCGCAUGACCGAGUGGCUGCGAGCCCUGGGUGCCACGGAUGUGCUCGAGGACAAGGGGAGUCUCAAGGUAGCACUGGAGAAGAACAAGUACUCCGCGAAGCCCAGGCUCGCCCUGGACGCCGUUGGUGGCGCAUCCAGCGCCCGCCUAGUCGACUGCCUCGCCCAGGACGGAGAGGUCGUCGUGUACGGCAGCGCCAGCGGCACCGCACCGCACUUCUCGUGGCAGCACUUUGUGUUCCACGGCGUGCGCGCCCGCGGGUUCAACCUCCGCCGCUGGAUGUCGGACAACAAGAAGCACAUUCCGCUGAUGUUCGAGACCAUCGCGAAGCUGGUCAACGCCGGGCGCCUCCAGGUGAGCUACACGGAGUACGAGCUGUCGACCGAGUUCGCGGAGGCGUUCGACCACGCGCGGGACGACUUCAAGAACACCAAGGUGCUGCUGACUGCGGAGGACGUGGGGCAGAUGUAG
Pedinophyceae sp. YPF-701 is the source of this 1563-nucleotide messenger RNA. The record is from the annotation of a GenBank genome assembly. NCBI's taxonomy places the organism in Eukaryota, Viridiplantae, Chlorophyta, Pedinophyceae.